This is a messenger RNA of Apis dorsata (giant honeybee), 193 nucleotides long. RefSeq lists its product as uncharacterized. The record is from RefSeq and is a predicted model, not a curated record. The transcript has a single exon. The annotation marks the transcript as partial. Lineage: Eukaryota; Metazoa; Arthropoda; Insecta; Hymenoptera; Apidae.
AGGGACGCCACCGCCGCCGUCACCUUCACCGUCACCAGCCAUUCUUACACGGUGGCCAUGAACCAUCUGUCGGGUUACACGUCGAUCAAGACCACUCCCCCGACCACGAAGGAGGAGUACGGGUUCGUGUUGCCUCAAGCGGCCAUCGCGACCACCUGUCAGAGUCCGAAGAAACGAGGUCGGCAACAGGCGU